Messenger RNA from Acomys russatus (golden spiny mouse), 2722 nucleotides. RefSeq names its product leucine rich repeat containing 8 VRAC subunit B (gene Lrrc8b). The transcript has 2 exons. The record is from RefSeq and is a predicted model, not a curated record. The coding region runs from base 18 to 2429 and encodes 803 amino acids. Lineage: Eukaryota; Metazoa; Chordata; Mammalia; Rodentia; Muridae. Gene Ontology annotation, molecular function: protein binding.
UUCUGCACGAGGGAGUCAUGAUCACACUAACGGAGCUGAAAUGCUUAGCGGACGCGCAGUCAUCCUAUCACAUCCUGAAGCCGUGGUGGGACGUCUUCUGGUAUUACCUCACCCUCAUCAUGUUGUUGGUGGCCGUGCUGGCUGGAGCCCUGCAGCUCACGCAGAGCAGGGUUCUGUGCUGCCUUCCGUGCAAGGUGGAGUUCGACAAUCACUGCACCGUGCCUUGGGACCUUCUGAAAGCCAGCGAGAAUGCGUCCUCUCCCUCGGGCCUGCCCCUCCCGCUGCCCCUGCGCAUACAGAACGACCUCCACCGGCAGCAGUACUCCUACAUUGACGCUGUCUGCUACGAGAAGCAGCUGCACUGGUUCGCCAAGUUUUUCCCCUACCUGGUGCUUCUGCACACACUCAUCUUUGCGGCCUGCAGCAACUUCUGGCUCCACUACCCGAGCACCAGCUCCAGGCUGGAGCAUUUUGUGGCCAUCCUCCACAAGUGCUUCGACUCUCCCUGGACCACGCGCGCCCUGUCAGAGACGGUGGCCGAGCAGUCAGUGAGGCCCCUGAAACUCUCCAAGUCCAAAACCUUGCUCUCCACCUCAGGGGGCUCUGCCGACGUCGACGCCAGCAAACAGUCAUUACCCUACCCACAGCCAGGCUUGGAGUCUCCCGGCAUAGAGAGUCCGACUUCCAGUGUCCUGGACAAGAAGGAGGGCGAGCAAGCCAAAGCCAUCUUUGAAAAGGUGAAGAGGUUCCGCCUACACGUGGAGCAGAGGGACAUCAUUUACCGGGUGUACCUGAAGCAGAUCAUAGUCAAGGUCAUUCUGUUUGUGUUCAUCAUAACUUACGUCCCGUACUUUUUGAGCUACAUAACCCUUGAAAUCGACUGUUCGAUCGACGUGCAGGCAUUUACAGGCUAUAAGCGCUACCAGUGUGUCUACUCCCUGGCAGAAAUCUUCAAGGUCCUGGCUUCAUUUUACGUCAUCCUAGUGAUACUUUACGGCCUCACCUCCUCUUACAGCUUGUGGUGGAUGCUGAGGAGUUCCCUGAAGCAGUACUCCUUCGAGGCGCUCAGAGAGAAGAGCAACUACAGCGACAUCCCCGACGUCAGAAACGACUUCGCCUUCAUCCUCCACCUGGCCGACCAGUACGACCCGCUGUACUCCAAGCGCUUCUCCAUCUUCCUGUCAGAGGUCAGCGAGAACAAGCUGAAACAGAUCAACCUCAACAACGAGUGGACGGUGGAGAGACUGAAGAGCAAGCUGGUGAGGAACUCCCAGGACAAGACCGAGCUGCACCUCUUCAUGCUCAGUGGCCUUCCGGAUAACGUCUUCGAGCUGACGGAGAUGGAGGUGCUGAGGCUGGAACUCAUCCCUGAGGUCAAGCUGCCGGCCGCCGUCUCUCAGCUCGUCAAUCUCAGGGAGCUCCACGUGUGCCACUCGUCCCUGGUGGUCGACCAUCCCGCCCUGGCCUUCCUGAAGGAGAACUUAAAAACCCUCCGCCUCAAGUUUACGGACAUGGGGAAGAUCCCACGCUGGGUGUUCCACCUGAGGAACCUCAAGGAGCUGUACCUGUCGGGCUGCGUCCUCCCUGAGCAGCCGAGCGCCGCGCAGCCGGAGGGCUUUCAGGACCUGAAGGGCCUGCAGACCCUCUACUUGAAGAGCAACCUGUCGCGGAUCCCCCAGGUGGUGACGGACCUGCUGCCCUCCCUGCAGAAGUUGUCCCUUGACAACGAGGGAAGCAAGCUGGUCAUGCUGAACAACUUGAAAAAGAUGACCAAUCUGAAGAGCCUGGAGCUCCUCAGCUGCGACCUGGAGCGCAUCCCACACUCCAUCUUCAGCCUGCACAACCUGCGCGAGCUGGACCUGAGGGAGAACAAUCUGAAGACGGUGGAGGAGAUCAUCAGUUUCCAGCACCUCCCCAGCCUCUCCUGCCUCAAGCUCUGGCACAAUAACAUCGCCUACAUCCCCGGGCAGAUCGGAGCGCUGGCAAACCUCGAGCAGCUCUUCCUGGACCACAACAACAUCGAGAGCCUGCCCUUGCAGCUUUUCCUAUGCACCAAACUGCACUACCUGGAUCUAAGCUAUAACCACCUGACCUUCAUUCCAGAGGAAGUCCAGUACCUAACCAACCUGCAGUACUUUGCCGUCACCAACAACAACAUCGAGAUGCUCCCAGAUGGGCUGUUCCAGUGCAAGAGGCUUCAGUGUCUACUUCUGGGGAGAAAUAGCCUAACAGAUCUGUCCCCUCUGGUGGGCGAGCUAUCUAACCUCACUCACCUGGAGCUCAUUGGUAACUACCUGGAGACACUGCCUCCGGAGCUGGAAGGAUGUCAGGCCCUGAAGCGGAGCUGUCUGAUCGUCGAGGACAGCUUGCUCAGUACUCUGCCGCCACCGGUGACCGAGCGUUUGCAGACCUGCUUAGAUAAAUGUUAACCUAAGGAUCGGACUCUAAAGACCGGACAUGCCUAGGCUGGGAAGAUGAGGCAUGGCCGACGAGUAUGGCACACCAUAUAGCCAGAAAUCUUACCAAAUAACUCAAAUUUGGGUCUAAAUCAAGUGGGAAGAAGAAAGCAUGGCCACUGGAGUCUUGUGAGGGGCUGAUGUUCAGCUAGUCAGGUGUUGUAGAAAGUGCUGAAGGUGAGGUGAGAGCCCUGCAGCUGUGGAAACUUUACCGUCCAAGCUUUAUCUUCAGGACUCUGUUUUUCCUCUCUCUUUUAGCCCAUUAC